Molecule: messenger RNA, 1679 nt
Organism: Chinchilla lanigera (long-tailed chinchilla)
Lineage: Eukaryota; Metazoa; Chordata; Mammalia; Rodentia; Chinchillidae
Gene: Aldh1a2
Product: aldehyde dehydrogenase 1 family, member A2
Exons: 13
Coding region: 172-1440 (422 amino acids)
Molecular function (GO): aldehyde dehydrogenase (NAD+) activity
Source: RefSeq, a predicted model, not a curated record
AUCUUCAUUAACAACGAGUGGCAGAGCUCAGAGAGCGGGCGAGUGUUCCCUGUCUAUAAUCCAGCUACAGGAGAGCAAGUGUGUGAAGUUGAAGAAGCAGACAAGGCAGACAUAGACAGAGCUGUGCGGGCAGCCCGCCUGGCCUUCUCUCUUGGCUCAGUGUGGAGAAGGAUGGAUGCGUCAGAACGAGGCCGUCUGCUGGACAAGCUAGCGGACUUGGUGGAGCGAGACCGAGCGAUUCUUGCGACCAUGGAGUCCCUAAAUGGCGGCAAACCAUUCCUCCAAGCUUUUUACGUGGAUUUGCAGGGCGUCAUCAAAACCCUUCGGUAUUACGCAGGCUGGGCUGAUAAAAUUCAUGGGAUGACCAUUCCUGUAGAUGGGGACUACUUCACCUUCACAAGACACGAGCCCAUCGGGGUGUGCGGACAGAUCAUCCCGUGGAACUUCCCCCUGCUGAUGUUCGCCUGGAAGAUCGCUCCAGCUCUGUGCUGCGGCAACACGGUGGUGAUCAAGCCAGCGGAGCAGACGCCGCUCAGCGCCCUGUACAUGGGAGCCCUGAUCAAGGAGGCUGGCUUUCCACCUGGAGUGAUCAAUAUCCUGCCAGGAUAUGGGCCGACAGCUGGCGCAGCGAUUGCUUCUCACGUUGGCAUAGACAAGAUUGCAUUCACAGGCUCCACGGAGGUUGGGAAGCUUAUCCAAGAGGCAGCUGGAAGAAGUAAUUUGAAGAGAGUAACUCUGGAACUUGGAGGAAAAAGUCCCAACAUUAUUUUUGCAGAUGCAGAUUUGGACUACGCCGUGGAGCAGGCGCACCAGGGCGUGUUCUUCAACCAAGGCCAGUGCUGCACCGCGGGCUCGCGCAUCUUCGUGGAGGAGUCCAUCUACGAGGAGUUCGUGAGGAGGAGCGUGGAGCGGGCCAAGAGGCGCAUAGUGGGGAGUCCCUUUGACCCCACCACCGAGCAGGGGCCCCAGAUCGAUAAGAAACAGUACAACAGGAUCCUGGAGCUCAUCCAGAGCGGCGUGGCCGAGGGCGCCACGCUGGAAUGUGGAGGCAAAGGCCUGGGCCGGAAGGGGUUUUUCAUUGAACCCACCGUGUUUUCCAACGUCACGGAUGACAUGAGGAUUGCCAAGGAGGAGAUCUUCGGUCCCGUUCAGGAAAUUCUGAGGUUUAAGACGAUGGACGAGGUUAUUGAAAGAGCCAAUAACUCGGACUUUGGACUCGUAGCCGCUGUCUUCACUAAUGACAUCAACAAGGCCCUCACAGUGUCUUCUGCAAUGCAGGCUGGGACUGUGUGGAUCAAUUGUUACAAUGCCUUAAAUGCCCAGAGCCCCUUUGGAGGGUUCAAGAUGUCUGGAAAUGGAAGAGAAAUGGGAGAGCCUGGCUUGCGCGAGUACUCGGAAGUCAAGACGGUCACUGUCAAGAUCCCGCAGAAGAACUCCUAAGGAGACCAGGAGGAAGCAGUGCGGUCCGCAACCUGAGGCCCGGACAGAAGCCGGCUUCUGAGUCCUUCCUGGAAUGCCCUGCUCCUCCCCUGUAGUGCGUCCAGCCGAACACACCCGUAACCAGCUCGUCACCUUUGAACUGCAAUGCAGAAUGUGAAAAUGAAGAUUUAUUUCUUUUAAUUUACUUAAGAAGAAGCCUGUGCUAGCAAUAAAGCAUUUAUAUUGUGUACCCGUUGGGA